Molecule: messenger RNA, 3591 nt
Organism: Alosa sapidissima (American shad)
Lineage: Eukaryota; Metazoa; Chordata; Actinopteri; Clupeiformes; Clupeidae
Exons: 11
Coding region: 505-3282 (925 amino acids)
Biological process (GO): regulation of microtubule cytoskeleton organization; protein localization to organelle; microtubule anchoring at microtubule organizing center
Cellular component (GO): Golgi apparatus; cytosol
Molecular function (GO): dynactin binding; cytoskeletal adaptor activity; dynein complex binding
Source: RefSeq, a predicted model, not a curated record
UUAAAAUAUUCUAAAACGUAAACCGAAGCCUAGCUAAAGAUUGAUGAGCUUGACGAAAUCAAGUAGUCAAAUGUUUGAAAUUCCACGUGUUCAAUAUAUUUCCUCUUCAUUCCAGUGAUUUUUGCGGAACAGCUUAUUUUCAUUUUAACCCUUCCUACUGCGACCAUGCGCGGAUGAUCUGCGCCGUUCACUGAAUGACCGCACUUCGGCGCGCCAACACUUUCAAAGCUGACGUUCACCGGUUUGUCUGGGAGGACAGUUGAAGAUUUCAAACAACACCCUUGAUGUUAAAACCGAAUUGACGUCUUGGUCUAAUCCAGAGAGUGGUGAAAAGACAACGGAGCUUGGGCCGCGCUUUAUUCAUAUUAACAAACUGAGGACGAUGAUGAGAUACUUAACCUGGACAGCAAAAUCCGGUUUAAUUGAGUACAAGGAGGCAUGAAGAACCAGGCUUGAGGAACUCUCAUCCAGAACCUUCCGUAGAGGAGGAAGAGGAGGCAGCGGAUGGAGGAAGAGAGAGCCAGGAUGCUGGAAGACGAAGGAGAGGAUGAGGGCGGGAUGGGUGUGGAGAUGGAGGUCGGCGGCCCGGUCGACCUCAGAACGGCAGUGGCGAGGCUGACGCUGGAGCUCCAGGAGGCCAACGAGGAGAAGCUGCAGGCGGCUCGCUACGGCCUGGCCGUCUUGGAGGAGAGCGCCGCCGUCAAGAGCCGCAACAGCCAGCUGGAGGAGGAGCAGGAGGCCCUCAAGCAGGAGCUGCAGCAGCUGCGGGAGGCCCUGGCGGACUCAGUGAGCAGUCAUAAGCGAGCGGCGGCAGACGGCGAGAGCCGAGAAGAAUCUUUGCUUCAGGAGACAGCCAGCAAGGAGGCUGCCAUGGCGACGCGCAUGGAGGAGCUGCAGGUGGAGCUUCGGCAGGCCCGCAUCACGUUGGCCAAUGCGCUCUCAGAGAGCGAAAGGCUGGGCGGGCUCUCAGCACAGCUCAAAAAGGAAUGUGAGUGUUUGGAGGCGGAGAAGGGUCACAUGCGUGAUGAGAUGAAGGAGUUUAAGGUGCGCGAGCUUCAGCAGCUGCAGGAUAACAGCGAGCUGGAGGAGGAGAACAUCUCACUGCAGAAACAAGUCUCCGUUCUAAAGGAGAACCAGGUUGAGUUUGAGGCCCUGAAGCUGGAGCUCUCUCAUAAGGAGGAGGAGCAGGAGGAGCUGCGCGCUCAGCUGGAGGAGGCCGGCCGGCUGCGGGCCAUCGCGGAGCGUCAGCUGGACGAGGCGCUGGAGGCCCUGAAGGAGGAGCGCGAGCAGAAGAACUGCCUCCGACGCGAGCUCUCCGCCCUGGCCCUCAACCCCUUCGACUCCCUCGGACCCCUGGAGCUCCACCUCGGCCAGCUCGACGACAGCCACGACAGCACCGGGGGGAAGAGAGAGGAGGACGGGGAGAAGGCUGACGAGGAGGACCAGGACAGCGGGUUUAAUAACGGGCCGAGCUCCGGGUCCAAGGGGACCAGCGGCAGCGGGAAGGCCCAGCUGAGGAGUUCGACGCCCAGGAGCAGCGACGCCUUCCUCAGGCCCCCGGCUCCAGGCCUGGUGGCCGACCUGCUCAGCGAGUUGCACCUGUCGGACGGCCAGAAGCUCAAACAGCAGCUGCUGCAGGUGGAGCGUGAGAAGGCCAGUCUGGCCAGCACAGUGCAGGACCUCCAGAAGCAGCUGGUUCUGUCCAAAGAGGCCCUGAACGAGCAGCAGGCCAAGAUGGACCAGCUGGCCCAGAGGCUAGAGGCUGCACUCUCUCCCCAGCCGGCGGGGCCCAAACUCGGGCAGGGUCAUCAGGAGAACGGCCUGGGGCAGAACGGCAUGGUGGAGGAUGGCGGUGGGGACUGCGACUACUACGAGCUGGACGCCAAGAGCGCGGAGGUGCUGGAGUGCCGCAUGGCGGCGGCCAGCGAGGAGGUGUCGCGCCUCCGGCAGGAGCUGAAGGCGUCGGAGGCGCGCUCGGCCGCCCUAGAGAGCCGCUGCCGGCAGGAGAAGGAGCGCUGGCGCGGAGAGGCCCAGGAGCUGGCCGACAAGAUCCGCCAGUGCAUCGCCGCCAGCCGGCUGGACCAGGAGCGCAUCGGGCAGCUGGAGCGCGAGAUCGGCGCCACGCGGCGGGUGGCCAGCGACUCGGAGGGACACCUGAGCGCCACGCAGGAGGAGCUGCUGGCCUUCUCCGAGGAGUUGUCCGCGCUCUACCACCACGUGUGCGUCAGCAACAACCUCACGCCCAGCCGCGUCACCCUCGACUACUACCGCGACGGCGGCGGCUGCCGGGCCAGCGGGCGGAGAGGAGAGCAUCAGCACCCGCUCCGCAAGCGCAGGAACGGGGAGGGGUACGGCCGGAGCAGCCUGGGAGACGAGCCCGUCGGAGGAGGAGGCGAGCGGAGUGGAGAGUCGUCCCCUGCCUGCGGGAGCUGCCCGGGGUCUCCCACGCCAGACUUCAGGGACCCCACCAACGUCAGGAACCUGGUGGCCGUCAUCCGCUGCCAGAUCAAACACCUGCAGGUGGCAGUGGACCUGUGCAGGAAGCGGGGCACGUUGCCGUCUGCGUCGGGUUCGGACGCGGACCGGGACACGGAGGCGCUCCUGGAGGAAGUGCUCAAGCUCAAGUCCCUGCUGAGCACCAAGAGAGAGCAGAUUGCCACACUGCGCACCGUCCUCAAGGCCAACAAACAGACGGCGGAGCUGGCCCUGAACAACCUGAAGACGAAGUACGAGACGGAGAAGGCCAUGGUGUCUGAGACCAUGGUGAAGCUCCGCAACGAGCUCAAGGCCCUGAAGGAGGAUGCAGCAACAUUCUCCUCUCUGCGUGUCAUGUUCGCCAGCAGGCUAAAACCUCCAGUGACUCUGAAGGGUCUCCUGCGCUGUAAGGCUCUUCGCAUCUACCUCCAGAAGCACCUGAGCCUGAGGUGUGACCAGUAUGUGACGCAGCUGGACGAGAUGCAGCGUCAGCUGGCGGCGGCGGAGGACGAGAAGAAGACGCUCAACUCGCUGCUGCGCAUGGCCAUCCAGCAGAAGCUGGCGCUGACGCAGCGCCUGGAGGACCUGGAGGCGCCGCUCUCGCCCCUCAGCAACGGCAGCGCUGGAGCGGGCAGCCCGCGGCGGUCCCGCGCCAAGCAGCUGGGCACCAAGUCCGGCCGGGCGCCCCGCAGCCCCCUGCGUUCCAGUCCACGCGCCAGCCCCGUCUUCAUGACCCCGACCGGCCCCCAGGGCAUGGUCAGCCACUUACGGGUCAUUUCCCGGAGCGUGCACGGCAGCCCACGGUGAAAGGUCGUCAUCUGUCCCCACGCCCCUCUCUCCAAUCUGGCUCGUGUGUUGGGGAACGUUCAUGUCGACCUCCAUCUCUCUCUCUCCUCCGCCUGGCUCCUGUGUCUGGGGAACAUGUCAUGUAGACCUCAUCACACCUUCAUGUGAUCCUUCCCCUGCUUGCUCGACCUCUCUGCAUCUCAGACCCAACAGACCUCAGAAGCACUCAUCAGGACCUCUCUGUCAAGCAUUCAUUUCUCACUCUUUCUCUCUCUCUCUCUCUCUCUCUCUCUCUCUCUCUCUCUCUCUCUCUCUCUCUCUCUCUCUCUC